CAUCAGCACCAAACGCUGAUUUACCUGAAGUCAUUAGUUAGUUGGCAUUAAUUUGACCCGUUGUUUUAACACCAUGAACACGAAAAUGAGAGACAAAUAGAAAUUUUGACAAGUCUUUCCAAUAAACAUCAGUGGAGGGACUACUUUUUAUCCUGAGGGAAAAAAAUCUAUCCAGAGGUUGCAUAUUUAAGAGAUGGGCUCUGAAAAUCCUGAGGACUUUGGCCCAGCUGUGAUCAUUGCUGAGGAUGAUCAGCAAGAAAUUGGAGGCCUGAUCAACUCUGAUGGAGAGGAAGUGGAUUUCUCAGAUCUUAGAGAUAGAGCUAUCCCAGGUGUGCUACCUGCAGAGGCUCCCGCAAAGGCAUUCGUCCAAAGUGAGAUUGAAAAGCCCCCCUCUCUUCACAGCUGCACAGUGUGUGGAAAAGACUUCCCUUACGCCUCUAAACUACAGCGCCACCUACGCACUCACUCAGGAGAGAGACCUUUUCCGUGCUCCAUGUGUGAGAAGAGAUUUCCUGAGAAAGGGCUGCUCAUGAUACACGAAAGGGUCCACACUGGAGAGAAGCCUUUCCCAUGUACUUUCUGUGAGAAAAGGUUUGCCAGUCAGGGGGAACUAAGGCUGCACCGGCGGACGCACACAGGCGAGCGUCCGUAUCACUGCUCCAUCUGUCUGAAGAGCUUCUCUCGACACUGGCAUCUGAAAACUCACUUGGAGGCGAUGCACUGUGAGAUUGUAGCGGGGUUUGUGAGGAAGAAGUUUCCAUGUUCGGAUUGUGAGAAGAGCUGCAACUCAGCCGCAGAGCUGAGAGAUCAUCAGAGGACUCACACUGGAGAGAGGCCAUAUCAGUGCUCUUUCUGUGACAAAAGGUUUGCGUUGUCAGGAACACUUGUGAGACAUGAACGCCUCCACACCGGCAUCACGCCGUAUCACUGCUCCGACUGUGGGAAAACUUUUGCUCAGCAGUGGACCCUGACAACACACAUGCGGACUCACACAGGAGAAAAACCAUACAGCUGCACACAAUGUGAUAAGUCUUUUGUGGCUCCAGGAGAGCUUCGAAGGCACACCAGGAUUCACACAGGAGAGAAGCCGUACACCUGUGCAGACUGUGGGAGGCACUUCUCUCUAGCUGGAACUCUUAGAAACCACAAAAGAUCGUGUACACAGAACAAGAUUGGAGCCGAUACAGGGGCUGUUAUUGACCAAGUUCAAGCUGAGGCCGGGGAAUCAUCCAACCAGGACCAUGUCAAUCAGACCAGCUCUGAGGUGUCUGAUAGUCAGAGUUUACCCUAUGUGGUUGAGCCUCAUCCCUCAGACAGUCUUGACUGUGACACAGCAGCUCAGUGUGACAAUGAUCUUAACGAACCAGAAGACCAAUCAGAGGAUGCCACCUCCAGUCCACAUAUGAAUGUAAUAGUGAAAGAGGAGGAAGAAGAGGAGCCUUUGUGCGCAGGAGACCCUCCUGACCCAGUGCCUGUUAGUAAAGAGUGCAUCACACAGCAGAAAAAUGAAGAGCAGCAGCUACAAAGCAACACAGACAUCAGGAUUACAGUGAAGGAGGAGGAAGAGGAACCUAUAAACAUGUCUAAGAAGGUUCCUGAUCGCAUCCCUGACAGUAAAAAAGAAAUUCCUCCUGCUCACCCAGCCUUACCGGUGCAGGAAAAGCUAAAGAGCAAAGUGAAGAAGACCUCAUACCUCUGUGGGCUCUGUGGAAGAGACUGUCACAAAAUGUCUGCUCUUCAGAUCCACAUGAGAAUUCACUCAGGAGAGAAACCUUACAGAUGCACUACUUGUGGGAAACAGUUCACCCAGAAAGGUCAGCUAAAAGGUCAUCAAAAAGUCCACACGGGAGAGAAACCGUUCUCCUGCCCUGAUUGCGGGAAAAGCUUUGCCCAUUCAGGGGCUAUGAACCGACAUCGGCUCACUCACACGGGAGAGAGGCCGUACCACUGUUCCGUGUGUGACAGGAGUUUCAACCAGUCAGGACGUUUGAGGGAACAUGAGAAAAUCCAUUUUGGGGAAAAGUUUGACUGUCCUGAGUGUGAAAAGAGCUUCACUCGAGCUUCAAGCCUCAAAAACCACUUCAGGCUUCACACGGGAGAGAGACCGUAUGGCUGUGACAUCUGUGGGAGAGGAUUCAGCCGCUCGCAAAGCCUGCGGCUCCACAAACGGAAACACGAGCUGAUUCACACUGUGGAAUCUGCACUCAGUGUGAGGAAUGAUGACUUAUCACAGAGCGAUGAUAACUCUCCUAUUAAUAUGUGUAUAAAUGACAAAAAUGACCUAUAAUGUUUUUAUAUAAACCGUGAAGAUAUGUACCAGUAGUAGUAUUUCAAUACAAGAUGAGAGGUUGUAAAACAUGAGCUGUAAGAAGGAAAAGUAAGGGACUACCUCUGUGAAGAGACCAGAUGAACUUUAACAUGGUGGUUGGACAAUGACAGCGAAAACUCCCAGAAGGUUGCAUUAAAGUAAAUAUAUAGACACAAUUAAGGUUGGGAUUCAGCAACAAAUAACACAGUCUCGGUCAAAAUAACCAAAACAAGGAAGAUAACUUUUGUAAAGUCUUGGAAACUGUUUAGAUGAUAAAUUUUAGAUGUCAUAAUUACUCUCAUUUAUAACUCUUAACUACAUUAGUUGUACCACUCACAUAAAUAUUUAUGAUAGAAAAAGUGACUCAUUCAAGGCCUGUAAUUUCAAGUUUUCAUGCAGUAUUUCUCAUUCAGACUAAUCAUGUUUGUAGAAACUGAAUAGGUUUUUCUAUCGAGGUUGUCAGGGUGAGGAGGGGCGUAUCACGAAGCGAGCUCAACAUACCCAAAGCCAUGCUGCAGUCAGAGAAAAACAGGUGUCACAAAGCUGGUUAUGACCUGUUUACUCAUGCUUUCUGUGUUUGUGCUCACAUAAGAGAGAGCGCAUAGCACAUCAUAUGAUUCAAGUGAUGGGACUCAUUGCUCUUUUAAGUGAUCUGGAUCAUUUGGUCCCCACCUGGGGUCUGUGACCCCUCAAGGCAGGGGCGCCAAAGAACAUCUCUAUCUGCUUUGAGGUUGUCAAAAUUAGAUUUUCAUAUAUGAACUAAAAUUACAACACUUGUUAAAUAGUUUAACAAUCGUUUGGUAAGAAUUAGAGUUUUCACAGUACCAGAACUUGGAUUUUUUUAUGUGAUACUAGCAAAAAAUGAACAAUAUCAAUACCUAUUUUGAUACCACAGCAACAAAAAAGGAUCUCUUUGACACCCAAAACUGCUGAAUUUAACCUAGUAUUUUUAAAUGUCAAACUUGCAGAUAAGAAAGGUUCAGUAAACAGUAAACACAUACCAAAUGUGAAUUAUUUAUCGUAAAAAAAGGCCAAAUAAAUAGGAUUUUCUAAAAUAAUGUAUAGGACUCUCCUAAAAUCAAGUAUUUCCUCAGAUUAAUUAAGAAUAAACCAGAAGAAGAUAAUGCAGUGAUUCUGCUCUGUGUUUCUUUCCCCCUUUUGUUUUUCAUAUUUAGGUCAUUUUCUAGGUGCCAGUUUUAUCAGGGCUGUGAGGCUGUCAUCAGUCAGCAGGUAAAGGGAAGUUUUAAGGGACUAGGAGACAUUACUGUCUCUCUCCUCUGCACUCUGUCUGUAACAGACAGUACGCACAUGUAUCUUUAAAGACACCAGAGGAACGUCUUUAGAUCCACACAAACUAAAUCCAGAACCUUCCUUUGUGCAAUGUCAUCCUGUUUAUGUCAUGUGAGUCAUGUAAUCAAUCCAUGUUAAAAGAGAUCCAGCUUUGUGACAUCAAAAACUCUUAACUCCAGCUCAUCAGACCAGGCUUACUCUCUGAUCUCGCUUCAUGAUCCAUGCCCAGUGAGCAGUGUAUCAAUCAGGAGAAACCAGAAUUCAUUGUUGGAAUUUUAGGGACUGAAAUGCCAGAUUUAGUCAUUAAUGCAGCAGUGGGAUCAUGAUAUCCAUCAGUUUAUUUGCCUAAACCAUUUUGCCUUAGUGGUGAAUAGUUUGUGUAUCUCUGUUUUGUGUAGCAGUUUUUAAAUAACCAAAUCAUGAAUCAGGCUACCUGGUUUGUAUGACUCUUGAAGGCUAGGUGAUUGUUGUGAUUAUAGGAAGCAUCCUCUUGAGGCGAAUGUGUGUGAUGUAAGUGGUUAAUUUCACCCAGCGCUGCCUCUGUCUAACAGUA
Cheilinus undulatus (humphead wrasse) is the source of this 4151-nucleotide messenger RNA. RefSeq names its product zinc finger protein 835-like. Gene Ontology annotation, molecular function: DNA-binding transcription factor activity, RNA polymerase II-specific; RNA polymerase II cis-regulatory region sequence-specific DNA binding. Gene Ontology annotation, cellular component: nucleus. Lineage: Eukaryota; Metazoa; Chordata; Actinopteri; Labriformes; Labridae. The record is from RefSeq and is a predicted model, not a curated record. Gene Ontology annotation, biological process: regulation of transcription by RNA polymerase II. The coding region runs from base 194 to 2287 and encodes 697 amino acids. The transcript is spliced from 6 exons.